Meloidogyne enterolobii is the source of this 784-nucleotide messenger RNA. The record is from the annotation of a GenBank genome assembly. Lineage: Eukaryota; Metazoa; Nematoda; Chromadorea; Rhabditida; Meloidogynidae.
UGGGAAGAUGGGAAAAAGAAAGCACCAACAUCACCACGAGGACGACGAAGCUCUGGGCGAUAGUGAGGCUUCUGUUGCUGCUUCAAGUUCAACAAACAGGAAUGACGAUUUCUUCGUUUCCCCACCUUUAAAAUGGAGCAAGCGAGAAAUAAGUUCGAUUGACGGAGACAAUAUUGGAAUAAAUGGAACAUCAGAACAUUUCCCUACAAAAUUAAAUGGACAUAUUCAAGAGAAUGAAGUCAAGAAAGCAAUUUGGCUUGUGAGGAAACCGAAGAAUAUGCCAAUUGAACAAUUAAAUGGAUUGAGAUUUUCGAGAAAGCCCAAAUAUAGCACACAGGAAUUUUCAAUGGAAAAUGACGGAAAUGAAAGAAGUACAAAAUUUGAGUGUCGACUUGCACGUCCGACAUGUGCAAUGUUACAUGCAACGUCUGAAGAAACUAGCAAUCAAAAGCCAAAAAUGAUUCCAGGUAAUUUCAUCAGAGGUACAGCUUGGAUUGGCGAGAACUUAUCAAUAGAAAGUUGUACCAGUUCUAGCGCUGCAACAACUUCUAGCGAAAUGUCAUUUCUAACGGGUAUAGAUGAAUUUCAAGAUCCAGAAAUUAACAAAAUUCAAUUUCAUUCCAUUCGGCGUAAACCGCGAUUAAAUUUGAAAAAAUUGAAAGAACGAUUAAAACCACAUGGAGUGCUACAAAUUGAUGAGGAUGAAGAGGAACAAGACGAAGAAAUACAAGAAGAUAUAAAACCAAAUGUUGAAAUGAUGAGAAAAAAGCAAAAAUUGAAAUGA